UCCUAAACCAUCUACCCAUCACUCUUCAGUCUUCAGUGUUCACUUCCUGUCCUGCUCUACUCUUUGCAGCAUCAAUGGCUUCAACAACUUGAAAUUCAAGAUAUAACUGUAAUCCUUAUAAUUCUGUGAUUAUUGUAAAUCAUUUUAAACUUCCGUAAAUAAUUAGUCUGCUUAAAAGAAAUCCCAUAGAAAUACAUUCUGGAAAACUACUCAUACCCUAGAAUUCUCUGAUUUUGACACUUGUUUAAGAAGACGACGAAAAACAUCGCUCAACAAGCCUAAUGGAGUACAGAUCAUGUGAAGAACCUGACAUUGCUCAUAGUGAGAUUGAGGAGUAUUCAGAGAAAGUAUAUCAAGCCUUUCAAAUUGGGACUUACAUAGUGCAGAACCCAGGUGGUAAUUUUAGAUGCCCAUUUUGUCUAGAUAAGAAGAAGCAAGCUUGUAGCUUCAAAACCCUGCUCCAGCAUGCUUCAGGUGUUGGCAGAGGUUCUGCUCGACGAAGAGCUGAUCAGAAAGCCCGCCAUCUUGCUUUGGCUCGAUAUUUGGAGGUCGACUUAGGCUUCAGGUCUGCUGAAAUUAGCUGCCAACUUGUGCCAGAACCCAAAUCUAGUGAGAUCAAUGAGGGGGGUCAGAACUCGGAUGAGACGCUAUCCAGGGGACUUAAUGAAGAAACUAUGUCUUUGAGUCGGAUGCUUGAAGAGAAGUGGGAGCAAGCAUUCAAUGAUGCUGAAAGAAUGUUGCGAACCCAGAAGAUGCAUAGCAUUGCCCAGGAGCAUGUUACUAGGAUCUUACAAGAGCAAAAGAAGAUAAACCAUGAAGUAGAAGAUACAAAAAGACGACUUGAUGGAUUUACCUGUGAAUUAAGCAAGCACAGGGUCUUAUCUGAGGAUGAAUUGCAAAAACUGGAGAAGGAGAAGCAGCAGAAUGUUGGAAGAAUCAAUUCAUUAUACAUGGCUUCCUUGGAGCUGAAGAAAGCACAUGAAAAUGUAUUGAGAAUCACUGAAGAACAAAAGAAAACAAUAGAAGAACCCCUGAAAAAGAUUUUUCAGCUGGAAGCUAGGCAUAAGUUGCAGUUGGAGAUUGAAGAAUUAAAAGGAAAUCUGGAAGUCAUGAAGCAUCUGGGAGAUGGUGACAACGCUGCAAUCUUCCAGAGGAAGAUGAAGGAGAUGACUGAAGAGUUGAAUCGGAAAAUUGGAAGUUUAAACCUUUUGGAAGUCUCAACUGAAACAUCUUUUCAAUUAGAUAAGGAUCUGGACGCUAAUCAGAAAUUGCAAGAUAUGCAAUUGAAGAUUGAGGAGUUAAGUGGAAAAUUGGAAGACUUGAAGCUUCUGAGAGAUGCUGAUUACGCUGCAAUGCAGAUGAAGAUGGACGAGAAGGAGGAAGAGUUGAAUCAGAAGAUAGAAGAUAUGAUCCAUAUGGAAGAAAUGACUAGAACACUUGUGAUCAAACUGCAAGAGAAAAAUGACGAAUUGCUAGAUGCUCGGGCAGCGUCAAUCACAGGUCUGUUGGAGACUUUUCCAGGUAAUCGCACGCACAUUGGUGUAAAAAGAAUGGGAGAAAUUGAUUUGACGGCCUUUAUUAGAGAGUGCAAGAAAAGAUUUCCAGUGACUGUAGCCUUUACAAAGGCAGGGAUAGAAUGCUCGCUAUGGCAGAACAAAUUGUUGGAUUCAACUUGGCACCCAUUCAAAAUUAUUGAUAUCCAUGGAAAUCUUAAGGAAGUCAUCAAUGAAGAAGAUGAGAAGCUGAAGACGCUCAGGCUGCAGUGGGGAUAUAAAGUCUACGAAGCAGUUGCAACAGCCUUGCAAGAGCUGAAUGAGUACAACCCAAGCGGGAGAUACGUUGUCAAUGAUCUCUGGAAUUAUAACGAAGGACGAAAGGCUACUGUAAAGGAAGUCGUAAACUAUGUUUUCCAAAAUUUGAAGAAACUACAGUUAAAGCGCAAGAGGUGAAGUUAUCUGAAUUCAGAUAUUAAGAUUACUCUCUCGUCUCAAAGAUUCAGGCAGAGCAGUAAAGCCUACUCAUAGAAGGGGGCUGAGAAGAACACAAUUACACAAGUGAAAUAGUUUGCAUAUGUAUGGUAUACUCAUAGAAGGGAUUAAGAACCUUGUUUAGGGACAAUCUGUGACGCGGAUUUUACCGUGUCUUAGUCCUAGACUGAUUUUUGCAGGAAUGAUUUGAGCAGGAACUUGAGUAAAAGUCUAAAGACUUUGGACAUGAGAAGUUUAUAAUCUUUUUUGGCCAGGCUACUUUUGUGCUUGUUUUAGAUGGAUAAUGGGAUGAUUCGUUGUUGCGACCUUAUUAAAGGUCCGUUCGUUAUCGUUUUUUUUUUUUUUUUUUUCAGUUUUCAGUUUUUUUGAAAACUAAAAGCCAUAAUAUAAAAAUCAGAAAAAGUAGUUUUCAAUUUUUAGUUGUUUUAGUUUUUAAAAUUAGCAUGAUUACUAUCAUUAUGACCAAGUUUAAGUUUAUGAUACUGCUUAUAUUAUAUGAUUCUAAAAUCAUAAAAACUGAAAACUGAC
Messenger RNA from Beta vulgaris subsp. vulgaris (sugar beet), 2516 nucleotides. RefSeq names its product factor of DNA methylation 5. The record is from RefSeq and is a predicted model, not a curated record. Lineage: Eukaryota; Viridiplantae; Streptophyta; Magnoliopsida; Caryophyllales; Amaranthaceae. The transcript has 7 exons. The coding region runs from base 282 to 1949 and encodes 555 amino acids. Gene Ontology annotation, biological process: gene silencing by siRNA-directed DNA methylation.